CGCGCUAAUUCCUUCUUGCCGUUCUGCACCGGAAAUACGUCACCUUCCUCUUCCGCCGCGUCUCCGGCGCCUGAAACACGAGUGUUCAUCUUUUCUCUCUUUACGCGAGGCGCAGAUAAAAUACUGGACCGAUUGGCGACACUUUGCUGACAAAAAUGAGACCCAUCCUGCUACAGGGCCACGAGCGGUCCAUCACUCAAAUAAAGUACAACAGAGAGGGAGACCUGCUCUUCUCUGUCGCUAAAGACACAGUAGCCAACGUUUGGUACUCUGUGAAUGGAGAGAGGCUCGGCACCUACAAUGGACACACAGGAGCCGUGUGGUGUGUGGACUGUGACUGGGACACUAAAAACGUUUUGACAGGAUCAGCCGACAACAGCUGUCGACUGUGGGACUGUCAGACCGGUAAACAGCUGGCUCUGCUGGAAACCAACUCUGCUGUCAGGACGUGCGGCUUCGACUUCAGCGGGAACAUCAUCAUGUUCUCCACAGACAAGCAGAUGGGUUACCAGUGCUUCCUGAACUUCUUCGACCUUAGGGACCCACAGCAGAUUGAGGACAACCAGCCCUACCUGUCGUUACCGUGCGCUGACCAUAAGAUCACCAGCGCUGUGUGGGGGCCUCUGGGCGAGUUCGUCAUCGCAGGACACGAGAACGGAGAGUUCAACCAGUUCAGCGCCAAGUCUGGAGAGAUCCUGAAGAAGGUCAAGGAGCACACCAAGCAGAUCAACGACCUCCAGACGUCAGUGGACCUCACCAUGUUCAUCAGCGCCUCCAAGGACAACACCGCCAAGCUGUUUGACUCCUCCACUAUGGAUCACAUCAAGACCUUUAAGACAGAGAGACCCGUCAACUCUGCUGCCAUCUCCCCCAUCAUGGAUCAUGUGGUGAUGGGAGGUGGACAGGAGGCCAUGGAGGUCACCACGACUUCCACCAGGAUCGGCAAGUUUGAGGCCAGGUUCUUCCAUGCUGCCUAUGAAGAGGAGUUCGGCAGAGUCAAAGGUCAUUUCGGACCCAUCAACUGCGUGGCGUUCCACCCUGAUGGCAAGAGUUACAGCAGUGGAGGAGAGGACGGAUACACUAGGAUUCAUUACUUUGACCCACAGUACUUUGACUUUGAGCUGGAGGCAUAAACAGACGGAUCGCACCGACCCAGAGGACUGAAGCAUUUACAGUCGACCGCCUCGCCCUCGUUCAGGUCUCGGUCUGACGGGGGUUUUUUAAGUCAUUUUUCUAACAUCACUUGGAGUCUGUUUCGGUGGGAUCAGAAGUCCUUUUUUUUUUCUAACCCUGGAUCUGCGGAUUUAUCGUGACUGGACUUCAAAUCCCCACACUCCCUGAUUCCCGGCUCUAUUUAAUCCGAUUCUACGCAGAAGUGGAAUUUGAGUUGAUAUAUUUUCUGUUGUAAGCCAUUCCACCUCAAGUCACCAUAAAAUUACUGAGAUCAA
Eleginops maclovinus (Patagonian blennie) is the source of this 1448-nucleotide messenger RNA. RefSeq names its product eukaryotic translation initiation factor 3, subunit I (gene eif3i). Gene Ontology annotation, cellular component: eukaryotic translation initiation factor 3 complex, eIF3m; cytoplasm. The record is from RefSeq and is a predicted model, not a curated record. Gene Ontology annotation, molecular function: RNA binding; translation initiation factor activity; protein binding. Lineage: Eukaryota; Metazoa; Chordata; Actinopteri; Perciformes; Eleginopidae. The transcript is spliced from 11 exons. Gene Ontology annotation, biological process: cytoplasmic translational initiation. The coding region runs from base 156 to 1133 and encodes 325 amino acids.